Phodopus roborovskii (desert hamster) is the source of this 2031-nucleotide messenger RNA. Its product is annotated as sodium-dependent glucose transporter 1B-like. Lineage: Eukaryota; Metazoa; Chordata; Mammalia; Rodentia; Cricetidae. The record is from RefSeq and is a predicted model, not a curated record. Gene Ontology annotation, biological process: transmembrane transport.
AUGGCGAUGGAAGACCGACAUGGGGGAGAAGAAAUUAUCCUCUACCACCAAGAAGGGACUUUGAUAUUACUGCUGCCAUCAUUUCUGCCAAUGCUGUGUCGGCGACUGCUGCCUUCAUUGCAGGGAUUGGUGUCGCUCAGUCCGCAGCCAAUGCAGACGCUGUUAACCAGCUGGCGGAUAAUAGAGACCAAUAAGACCCGAAUUGCUCCUAUUUCAGCAGAGGGCUGGUGGAAUGCCAUGGCCCAGAUUGGAGCUCAGACCCAACUAGACACCAGCUCUACUUCAAAGAUAACUGGUCUCCUGGCUGUGUUUAAUCCUUUAAUUAGUGCACCCUUUACCGGCUAUGAAACCGACUGCUUCUGCUCAGCACAUCUGAAUACCGGUUUGGUUUUGCCUCAGCAGGCCUUGAGCGUGUGGUACGUAGGUACGGUUGCUCUGGCUUCCUGGGUGCUGUGCUUGCAGCUGGAGCUGGAGACUGAACUGGAGUUGAGCAGGGCCCUGGCUCCAGCCACUGGGCAGCCGCUCCUGCAGGAAUCCUGGGCCCCAGCGACUGGCAAGGAGCAGGAGCCUGCAGCGGCCAGGCACAGAGGCAGGACAGGAUGCGGGCUGCCCUGGCUCACCACGCUGGUCCUGUAUGCUGCCUUCGUGGGACUGGGACUAAGCAUUGGUGUCCUUGGGCCUACAUUUCCAGAUUUGGCAAGAAACGUGAACCAAAACAUUAGUGGUCUGUCUCUCAUUUUUGUGGGCCGCGCCUCUGGGUUUGUGUGCGGCACCAUGAUCGGUGGAGUCCUCCUAGACUGCAUCCAUCACUUCCUACUUUUGGGUGUGUCAAUGUUGGCUACCACAGUUGGGUUUUAUCUUAUUCCUUUCUGUAAGAAGGCUGUCUUACUGAUUGUCAUGAUGGCUGUCUUUGGAGCUUCAGUUGGAGCGGUGGAUACAGGUGGGAACGUCCUCAUCUUGGACCUUUGGGGGGACAAAGGAGCCCCACACAUGCAAGCCUUGCACUUCAGUUUCGCCUUGGGUGCCUUCCUGGCUCCCCUGCUGGCUAAAUUGGCCUGGGGUGCAUCAGCCUCCACUCAGAACCACACAGAGCCCGGCUUUGACCCUCUAGUGAUGAACCGGUCCUCUGAAGCCACCUCAGACUCUCUGUUUGCGGUACCCGAGGACAUGAACCUGCUGUGGGCGUACGCUUCCAUCGGAACCUAUGUUUUAGUCGUUUCUGUCUUUCUGUUUGCUCUGUUUUGUAAGAAAAGCUCAAGGCAGAAAAAGUCCACAGCAUCUGUUCAGAGAACUCGAAGAGCCAAAUAUCACAGGGCCCUGCUCUGUCUCCUCUUCAUCUUCUUCUUCUUUUACGUUGGAGCCGAGGUGACCUAUGGCUCUUACGUGUUCUCCUUCGCUACCACCCAUGUUGGCAUGGAAGAAAGCGAAGCAGCCGGCUUGAACUCCAUCUUCUGGGGGACCUUUGCUGCCUGCAGGGGCCUGGCCAUCUUCUUUGCAACAGUCCUACAGCCUGGAACCAUGAUUGUCUUGAGUAACAUUGGCAGCCUUGUCUCAACUUUCUUUCUGGUGCUUUUUGACAAGAGCCGUCUUUGUCUGUGGAUCGCAACUUCUGUGUAUGGAGCCUCGAUGGCAGCCACAUUUCCCAGUGGUGUUUCCUGGAUUGAGCAGUACACCAGCAUCAGUGGAAAAUCUGCAGCAUUCUUUGUGAUCGGUGCUGCUCUGGGAGAAAUGGCGAUUCCUGCAGUAAUUGGGAUUCUUCAAGGACACUACCCAGAUCUGCCAGUAGUUCUGUACACCUGUCUGGGGUCGGCCAUAUUCACUGCUGUUUUGUUUCCUGUGAUGUAUAAAUUAGCCACCUUACCUCUGGCUCGGCAGCCAAAAGGAAGGAAGAGUGAGGACCAGACAGCUUUGCUUUCCAGCUCCAAGCUCAAUGACUAUGAGAAAGAAAAAAACGGAAAGAUGAAGGAAAAUAGAUGGGAUGGAACAGAUUUUGAAUUAGUUGAAAUGAUGUGUUUGAGCCAAGCACCAUAG